Molecule: messenger RNA, 384 nt
Organism: Metarhizium acridum CQMa 102
Lineage: Eukaryota; Fungi; Ascomycota; Sordariomycetes; Hypocreales; Clavicipitaceae
Source: RefSeq, a predicted model, not a curated record
AUGACGGGUAUUAUUGACUGGGAGUGGGCACACACGGCCACGGCUUCACAGGCAUUCAACUCUCCAAUUGGCUUCUUGCCGGUGGCGGAUUUCUACAAUGGCAAGAACAGCCUGGGCGACGACGAGAUUAUUUUUGCGCAACUGCUCAAGGCAAAGGGGCGACAGGAUCUGGCGCAGUUUGUCUGCAACGGCCGAUUGCAACAUCGAUUUGCAUUCUGCUGCGGGUACGAUCUCGCUGACUGGGACGGGUUCCUGGGCCUGUUUCGAGGACUUCGGGCAGCAGUGGCUGUGGACGAGGAUUUGGAAUGGAAUGAGUGGAAGGCUGUUGCGUUGGAUCGCUACAAGGAUGAUUCUGGGUUGCAGCUUGUGUUGGCCAAGUGCUAG